This is a messenger RNA of Henningerozyma blattae CBS 6284, 2205 nucleotides long. RefSeq lists its product as uncharacterized. The transcript has a single exon. The record is from RefSeq and is a predicted model, not a curated record. NCBI's taxonomy places the organism in Eukaryota, Fungi, Ascomycota, Saccharomycetes, Saccharomycetales, Saccharomycetaceae. Bases 1 to 2205 code for a protein of 734 amino acids.
AUGACGGAUAAUGAAUCACAUUCUGUCAAAAACAGCUUACAAAAUAAACCAUUUCAAAGUGAUAAACUAAAUAACCAAGCCGAAACUGAACAAAACGAGUACAUUGCAAAGGUAGAGACUCAGCCCGUAGUGAGGAAAACCUCUUGGUUUAGAUGGGAGCGGUCUAGUCAUGGUACAUCUCUUUCUACUUCAAGUUCUAUUAAUGCUACUAAUAACCAUAAUGGUAAUCUGAUAGAAACAAACGCAGAUACUUUAAGAAAUAAUGCACCUUCACGAAAAGCGUCACAAAAUAGUACAUCUAUAGAAACACCGGAAUUCACUUCAGAUACUGUAACCAAACAUAGUACGGCAGAAAUCCAAGAUCCACAAAGACGAAGAACUUGGUCAUUCUGGCAUAAAAAUAGCAAAACGAAUGAUAUACAGGGCAACUCCGAAAUCGCAUCCACCAAUGAUGUGAAUCUUGCAGAUCAACGAUCAAUUGCAAACAGCAAUAGUACUGGUUCAGACCAAAAUUUGGAACCUCAGAACCCGAAUAGUUUAACUAAUAUUCUAAUACCACCGCAAGCUUACAAAAACUAUUUGGAACAACUUAAGAUAUGGAAGGAAAACAACCCAGACUCCUCAAAUACCAAUACUAAUAAUUCUCGUGAUAAUAAACAAAAAAGUAAACUUACAAAUACUUAUGACGCUACGAUUUUAUCAGAAAGGGCUGAUGAAUCAUUACCAUCGGCUAAUGAUCUCUCAAUAAAUUCAAAGGAGAUACCUUCGAAAUCUAAUCGUUCUGAUUUUGCAACCAGCGCAAAUAUUAAAGAAACAUCCAGAACUAGCCAUAAAGAUGUAUAUAGAGAGGGUGUCCAUUCUAAUAAGGAUGAUACAGAACCAUAUUUCCAACCUCCAAAUUUGGUUGUACCCGGUUUAGAAAUUCUACCAGUUGAUAAUACAUGGAGCUCAAUUACCAACUCUUUGAAUAAUAUAAGCGCAGAAUUAAAGUUGACAAACAGGACAGGCAUGCCAUCUACUUUAUCAAGGAAAGCUCCACUCCCAACAUUAUUUAAUAUUACAGAGGGACAACAGCGUCCAUUAAAUAUUCUAAUCGUUGGUGUACAUGGAUUUUUCCCUACAAAAAUUUUUAGAAAGGUAUUUGGUGAACCAACUGGAACAUCAACCAAGUUUAUUAAUGAAGCAGAAGCUGCUAUCACAAAAUAUUUCGAGAGUAAAGAUUUCCCGAUAAAAGUAAGCAAGAUUGCAUUAGAAAGAGAAGGUAAAAUAUUUGACAGGGUUGACUAUUUUUUCGAAGUUAUGAAAAGUUGGAUUGAUGAAAUCAAUAAAUCUGAUUACAUUUAUUUUGCAGCUCAUUCGCAAGGAUGUCCCGUAACUUUUAUGCUAUUGGGUAGGCUGAUAGAAACGGGAUUGUUAUCGUUAGAUGUCUUAAACUAUUAUGAAAAUGAAGAACAACCAUAUAAAAAGACAAAGAAAAUCAUUUCUAUUUUAGCAAUGAAUGGCAUUAAUAAUGGCCCAUUUUAUGGUGCAGAUCAAACUCUAUUAGUUCGAAGUUUACGUACAAUUGAACAAGAUUCAUUUAUGGAAUUAUUUCAAUUUCAGAAUUUUGAGUCAGAUAAUUCUAAAGAAUUGUUAAGGACACUUAAGAUUGUAUUUGAUAACGAUGUUAAGGUCACAUUUGUAGGAACUGUAAACGAUCAACUGGUACCGUUAUACUCAUCAAUGUGUUCGUUUAUCCAUCAUCCAAAUAUAUUCCGAGCCACAUUCAUUGACAAGAAGUCGAACACUCCUGACUUUAUUACAAGGGUAUUAAAAGAUGCAGGAAUUUUAAUUAAUUUGGGCUAUUCUGACCGUUCUAUGAUAAAAGAGAUCAGUAGCUCAUUAGAAGGCACACUAACUGGAGGUGGACACUCUUCAGCAUAUCAUGAAUGGCAGGUUUAUGAUUUGGCAAUUAAAUUUUCUUUGGAAACAGAUAAUUUAAAAGAACGCCAACCGCUAAUAUACUUACCUUACAAAUUAGAUAAAAUGGGUACAAACGUUUAUAGACUCCCUUGGUGUAUGCGAAGUUUCUUGUACGAAGUUGAAAAACAUUUAGGCCAGUCUGAACUAAUAAAACUACAACAAGAAUAUAAUGAAUGGCACCCAAUAACACAACAGGAACAGGAUAUUAAAUUUCGUUUGGCGGGGCUAAGAUCAUUAUUAUGA